CGCGAUCGUCAGUUACCCUUGAGCCCGGUCGCGAAACGCGCACUUGCUGCCGGGGCACAACGGCGCCGCCCUUCCCUCCCAUUCCCCCUCCCCCGCGGCCUUUCGCGCGACGUAAGACGGCACGCUUGCUCUCCCCUUUCUUUUCGCACGCGCCAGAUUGAGCCGCGAUCGUCGGCUUCCCUCACGUGCUUUUACUGGCCCGUACAGCAUACGACACGGGGCGACGGUGUUAUUGCCCUUGGACGUUAUGCGGAACAUCACCGCGACGCCGGCGGCAACGAUGACGUAGGCAAAAAUGCGCCUGCAAUGUCCUUUAUAAUUCCUAUAGCAAUACAAACUCCUAAAAACUCCCCCAACAUAUCAGAAAUAGAUAAGGAGUCGAGAAAUAAAUGUAGAACGAACAAAGUGGCCAUAAUAUGAUAUUGCAAGGUCUUAUCAGAGAAGUAGGAUUGACGUCACAGGGAGGAAAAACAUCCCUCUAGGCCCCUACUCAGAGUUUCACAUUUUAGCGGCGCGUGUCGCUUACUACCAUCUGCGUUAUCAACCUGUUUUCCGUACGCCAUUAAGCACAUUACUCAGUCAUUGGCGUUAUACUGGAGAGAUGUCACGCGCAGCUGUGUCAUUAUUAAAGGUCAAGAAGAUUUCCGAAAGAAAGGCACCUAUUGGUAAACAACGGGAGUGUUCCUACAGGGAAUAUUUGCUCAUAUUUUGCAUUCCAGUGGUUCGGCUGUCAUGUUUACCGUACGCCGUAACAAAGAUUUGACAACAAAGAGUUGAGAAUUUGAUAACGUGGGCCUACGAGUCUAGUCUUCAAAACCCCUCUCAAAAACCAAAGCAAGAAAAAUGUUAUUGGCGUGGGUGCAUUGCCUUUAUAUUCGUUUGCGCCUUCUUCAGGCAUGACUACAUCGUGUCAUAGCUUCUCAUCCAUCGUGACACCAAUCCCACGUGAGUCAAAGCGAUCGUGUCUCAAUCACCUCCUGUGUUUCGUUUUUAUUACAGAAUUUCGCUUCAUUUAUUAGGAUGGGCUCAGUUUCAGAACUUGCAAAUAACUCUCCACAUUCUAUUGUCGAAGUUGAGUCAGCGGAAAUAUACGGCGCCAGCAUGGGAUGCUACCGGGAAAGUUCUGCACAAGUGCUCGACGCCUUCAUGAACGCGUUCGUUCCGAUAGACCUCAGUGACAGCAAACUAUCGGCACUUCCAUUUCUCGACAUCGGCUGUGGCGAAGGAAACUUCACACGGCGCUACUUGCUACCGCGCUGCCAGCAUGAGUGCCGCAAACUAGUGGCCGUGGACCACUCGACGGCUAUGCUUGAAUAUGCGCGGUCUCAUCACAUGCAUGACAUGAUCGAUUAUGUCCUAUUCGAUAUCGUGAAAGACGAUGUGAACAAGUUCCUGAAUGAGCAUGGCCCUUUUGCGCGUGUCUAUUCCUUCAACAUGCUCCACUGGGUCAAGGAUCGGGCUCAGGCUAUGAAGAACAUCGAGAAGAUGAUAGCGCCAGGAGGGGAGUGCUUUGUCAUCUUCGAGCACUGCAUCCCCAUGUUCGAAGUGUUCAUAGCCCUUGCAGAAUCUCCGCGGUGGAAACAAUACGCUCAGGUCCUCCUUGAUAAAGUGCCCAUCACAGCUCGCAGCGCAGACAUGGGCCUCAUGAGAUCUCACCUUCUGCAUAUCGUCAACGAGACGGCACUCAAGCCGCUGGCUUGCGAAGUGUUACGCGUUCCGGUAGUCAAUGUGCCGGACCUCAAAGACGCAACCGGUAGGCGAAAGAAAGCGAUGAAGAAAUAUCGCAUUGUUUCGUACAAUCCUAUCUACCCACAUUUAAAUGAUGAGGACAAGGAAGAACUGAUUACGUUCACAGCCGACAUCCUUGCGAAGAGGGCUCAAGGAAUUGCGGAAGGGCGAAUCAGCAAUCACAAAUUCACUUACGUCAUUCACGCCUACAAGUCGGGGCUAUGACCGUACAGAUCCGCUUGACACAGCUGCAACUCUCCGAAAAGAGAUAACGGAAUAUUCUUGUUCCGCUUCGCUUUGUCAUCCAAGUACACGUUGCCUCUGAGACAAAGUUGCAAAUAAUAGGUGUUCAUCGCCACUUUUAAGAAAAAAUCAUUGUAGAAAAGGAGCACAAUAAAAAAAAUUACGCCACGCGCCAGGCGGAGUAGAUAAAAAAUACGCCGAAACACAGCUCAACGUGAUAGGAAAAUCAGGGGUGAUAGAAAUCGUCGCUUUAUAGGUGACACCACAUGAAAAAAAGAAUGGCUUCGCAUCGGUUGUUUCUGAGACCACAGAGAGGUGCAGGAAAAUAUACAAGAAUUUGUCAAAACGAAGCAAGGUCAUCUAUUGGGAAAAUUUUAAAGAUAAAAAUAAUGGCACAUGCAACACUUACCAUAACAACACAUAAGACCGCUCAGCUUUAGCCGCAUUUGAUUUUCUAACUGCUCAAGGCUAUGGUGGGCGUUGUGUGUCUUAGGAGUAGGACAUACAUCUGGCAGAGGAGAAUGAAAUUAGUGAGACAUGCGAAACUACGAAAAAGAUAUAAAGACGAGAAAAAAACAAGUUUUUAUCUACGCUUUUGAUGAAUUCACUGAUUACCUGCAGUGAAAAUAGAGGAUGUUUGUGCGGUGUAUAGUACGGCAGUAGGUCUCUAAUCCAGGUAACUGCAGUCUGGUAGUGAGUCUCUAUAGCAUGUGUAUUUCUUGUAGCAGCUGUGAUGCAGGAUAAUGUAGCCAGAUCAGCACUUGGGCGAACAACGAGUUUAUUGCGUUUGAGCAAGUUACAUAUAAAGGGAAGCAAUAUGACGUAACACAUCACGUGAUUACUGGUUCUUGGUGACGACAGCAAAUUCAGCCUUGCUACAACUCCCCUUUAUUGGGAAACAAACUAAUUACGGUUUUCAGGUUGCGGGCAUCGACAGGUCUUGUGACGAGAACGUAGCUCUUGAGAGAGGUGGUCUUCUCUGAAGCUUUCUUCGGAAGCCUUUGCCGUACUAUCUUUGCGGUGGGCCGUUAAUUCCCGCAGGCGUUCUUUUGUGGGUCUGAUUUCUCGACCAUCUUAGGUUCUCAGCAUUGCUGAACGGGGCAUGUUGGCUUGCCUGAGUAGAAUAGCAGGCCACCAGGUUCGCUGGAAGGUAUCACGUGUAGUGAGUGGCUCAUCAGGAGUGUGUGACGGUAGGUGCAUCGUUCCACGGUUAUAGUAGACCUUCUGGCAUUGACGGAUCUCCUGGAGCCUGCUGUGAACGACUUUAUUUGGUACUUUCUCGGUUUGUCUGGUACUUUCUUUGGUACUUUCUCGGACUACACCACCCUGUACGCGAUCACGCGGGCUCUCCCUACUAGUUGUGCAACCGACGUCGCUGACUUCCACCUCGAGCUGUGAUACUUUCGGCGCCCCCCGACAACUCUUUACCGACCGGGGUCGCUACUUUCUCUCGCAGGUUGUCCAGGGUAUCUUGCACACUUGCGCUACGAAGCCCAAGUUUAGAACGGCGUAACACCCUCAGACCAACGGCCUCACAGAGCGGCUCAAUAGGACUAUCACAGAAAUGCUGGCUAUAUGCGUUUCUACCGACCACCGGGACUAGGGUGCCGCUCGGCCGUUCUUCACAUUCGCCUACAAUAAGUUCCGCCGUUAUUCUGCUGGUUUCUCCCCCUUUUUCUCUUGUAUAGUCGAGACCCUAUACUACCGUUUGACACGAUCCUCCCAGCCGUUCUCGAUACAACGUCAGAAUAUGCCCGAGAUGCCAUAUUUAGAGCUACCGAGACACGUGAGAUUGCACGCCUACGUCGGACCACUUCCCAAGAAAAGCAACGACGCAAAUAUGACGCUCGUCACCACGAUUCCCACUUUAACCCUGGUGACAUCGUGCUUCUUUGGAAACCAGCACGGUGAGUUAGAUAUUAUGAGAAGCUGAUUUCGCCCCACUCAGGCCCAUACCGUGCCUUGCGUCAAGUGACAGACGUGACCUACAAGUUACAACCUCUCGAUACCUCCACACCGCGAUCUUCCUCUGAUAUCGUUCACGUCGCUGGACUGAAACGAUAUCACUGAAACCUACCAAGCGCCGGGACAGCGUCUUCGCUGCCGUGGUACAUGCUGCGAGGCGCUGUAGUAGCGAACAAUGAUGAAUGACUGAUGAAGACGAGGAUCGCCGACAGUCGUGCGCACAGCCUCCAUCUUGUGUGCCUGUCUUCUGCCCGUUGUAUAUAUCUUGUAAAUAUAUUGCCAAGCAUCUUUUC
This is a messenger RNA of Dermacentor andersoni, 4229 nucleotides long. RefSeq names its product juvenile hormone acid O-methyltransferase-like. Lineage: Eukaryota; Metazoa; Arthropoda; Arachnida; Ixodida; Ixodidae. The record is from RefSeq and is a predicted model, not a curated record. Gene Ontology annotation, molecular function: S-adenosylmethionine-dependent methyltransferase activity.